AUGACGGCACUGGCUGGAGAUCCUGGAGAUCAUAUAAGGCCUGGACAAGAUGCCAACAACUUUUACUGGCUCACCGAGGAAGAGCCACACCGCUCGCGCUGCCGAGCAAUUAUGAAGCAGCAUCCCGAGGUCAAGAAGCUGUUUGGGCCUGAUCCUCGCACUGCACUCGUUGUACUCGCUGUGGUGGCAAUCCAGCUACUCACAGCGACGCAUAUUACAGACCUUGACUGGCACCCUCUUAGUUGGAAAUUUCUCCUCACUGCGUACGUGGUUGGUGGUGUAUGCAAUCAGAAUCUCUUUCUAGCUAUACAUGAGAUCACCCACAACCUCGUCUUCAAAUCGCGCACUGCCAAUAAAGCUCUGGCUAUGAUAGCUAACCUACCCGUCGGCAUCCCCUUUGCUGGCACUUUCAAGGUGUACCACCACGAACACCACCGGUACCUUGGUGAAGACGGCAUAGACACUGAUUUACCGACAAACUUUGAGCUCCUGUUCUUGAAGAAUGUUCUUGGAAAGCUUUUCUUUGCCACAUUCCAGAUACUCUUCUACGCAAUCAGACCAGGUCUCGUGAAUCCAAAACCACCCAGUGGUUUCGUCCUACUCAACGCAGGCGUGCAAGUAGGAUUUAAUGCUCUCAUGUACCAGCAUUACGGGGUAGGCAUUUUCGCCUACUCGGUCCUUAGCACCUUCUUCGCAGGCUCUCUCCAUCCCUGCGCUGCACACUUCAUAGCCGAGCACUACAUGUUUGAUGGCAGCGGACAGGAGACCUACUCGUACUACGGCUUGCUCAACUGGUUGUGCUAUAAUGUCGGAUACCACAACGAACACCACGAUUUCCCUGCUGUGUCGUGGCUCAAUCUUCCCAAAGUCAGACAUAUCGCACCUGAAUUUUACAACCAUCUCCAGUGGCAUACGAGUUGGCCGAUGGUUACUUUCAGAUUUAUCUUCGAGAAGGAUGUCGGACUUUUUUCGAGAGCUAAGCGCGACUCUCAUCUAAGUGAGAAGGAGCAAAGGAAACAGCAGAAAGCCAAGAAAGAGGCUGUUCUACCUGGUGAAGGAUGCAGUCUCGAUGGCGCUGAUUAG
This is a messenger RNA of Wallemia ichthyophaga EXF-994, 1083 nucleotides long. Its product is annotated as Dihydroceramide delta(4)-desaturase. Lineage: Eukaryota; Fungi; Basidiomycota; Wallemiomycetes; Wallemiales; Wallemiaceae. The record is from RefSeq and is a predicted model, not a curated record. Gene Ontology annotation, biological process: ceramide biosynthetic process. Gene Ontology annotation, cellular component: membrane. The transcript has 4 exons. Bases 1 to 1083 code for a protein of 360 amino acids. Gene Ontology annotation, molecular function: sphingolipid delta-4 desaturase activity.